Conger conger (European conger) is the source of this 4672-nucleotide messenger RNA. It is a transcript of the gene hecw1b, whose product is annotated as HECT, C2 and WW domain containing E3 ubiquitin protein ligase 1b. The coding region runs from base 103 to 4656 and encodes 1517 amino acids. The record is from RefSeq and is a predicted model, not a curated record. The transcript has 28 exons. Lineage: Eukaryota; Metazoa; Chordata; Actinopteri; Anguilliformes; Congridae. Gene Ontology annotation, biological process: regulation of dendrite morphogenesis. Gene Ontology annotation, molecular function: protein binding; ubiquitin-protein transferase activity.
UUACGGUAUGAGGGGAUACUGCCCGUCGGAGAACAUGGGCUUUGUGCGAACUCCGCGGGAGCAAGGCGCAAAGUUUGGAAUUUAAGGUUCCGGAGUGGAGUAAUGAUUCAUCGGCAGGUGAUAUUAUCCCAGAACUUGUACCAGAGCAGGUUUCUCGGCCUGGCUGCCAUGGCGACCCCGGUGCGGAGCUCCUCCAGGCGGCGCAGUAAGGACGCGCAGCGGCACAGCUACAACCCCGAGCAGUUCCAGCGGCUGGCGCUGCAGAACGGCGAGGCGGCCGCCCUGCCGCGCUCCACCAGCGACACGGACCUGGUGACCUCGCACAGCCGCUCCACGCUGGCCGUCAGCGCCUCCCUCUACACCAUCGGCCAGGCGCACGGCCUCGCCCUCAGCUGGGACAUCAAGGAGGAGGUGGACGCCGGAGACUGGAUCGGCAUGUACCUCGUGGACGAGGUUCUCUCUGAGAACUUCCUCGACUACAAGAACCGAGGGGUCAACGGCUCCCACAAGGGUCAGAUCGUGUGGAAGAUCGAGGCCAGCUCCUACUUCGUGGAGCCGGAGACGAAGAUCUGCUUUAAGUAUUACCACGGAGUGACCGGUGCCCUGCGAGCCACCACCCCCAGUGUAACGGUGAAGAACCCGUCAGCUCCUGUGUUUAGCUCGGCGGUGGCGGAGGAGGGCACACAGACCCAGGGGAGCCGCAGACUCAUCAGCUUCUCUCUCUCAGACUUCCAGGCAGUGGGGCUGAAGAAGGGGAUGUUCUUCAACCCCGACCCUUACCUGAAGAUCGCCAUCCACCCCGGCAAGCACAGCAUCUUCCCUGCCCUGCCCCACCACGGCCAGGAGAAGAGGUCCGGCAUCGUCUACAACACGGUCAACCCCGUCUGGCUCAGAGAGCGCUUCAGCUUCGUGUCGUUGCCCACGGACGUGCUGGAGGUCGAGGUCAAGGACAAGUUCGCCAAGAGCCGGCCAAUCAUCAAGCGCUUCCUGGGCAAGCUGUCCAUGCCCGUGCAGAGGCUGCUGGAGAAGCACGCCAUUGGGGACAGGGUGGUCAGCUACACGCUGGGCCGGAGGCUCCCCACAGAGCAUGUCAGCGGGCAGCUGCAGUUCCGCUUUGAGAUCACUUCCUCCAUCCACCAAGAUGAUGAGGACCUGUCAGUCAGCUCUGAGGCUGAGGGCCCCGCCCACACCACUGCGCCGGUCCCAGAGGAGGCCGCGGCUCCAGGCCCCGCCCCCGAGGCCUCAGCAGAGGAGGAUGUGGUCAGUGUGGGGCCCGAGUCCCCGGAGCUGCCUCUGGACGGGGCCCCUGGGGGGCCGAGCCCAGAGGGGCCCCUCGGGGCCACGGCAGAGGAGGCAGGGCCGACGGAGGAGAAGGGCGUGACCAGAGCGGCAGAGGGGGGCGGAGUUGAAGAGGAGGGGCGGGACGAGGAGGGUCCUGGGGGAGGGGCCAGGGUCCCAGAAGGGAUUGGGGCAGAGGGGGAGGAGCCUCAGCGCCAGCAGGAAGGGGACGGGGGAGAGGAAGAGGAAGAGGACGUGGACGUCUGCUCCCCGCGCAUGAGGCCCCACCCCAAACGGCAGAGCCGGCCGUACUCCCUGCCCGUGUCCGAGCUGGAGACGGUGAUGGCGUCGGACGGCGGCGAGCCUGAGACCCCGCGCACCCACUACAUCCGCCUGCACCACCUGCUGCACAGCCUGCCCUCUGCCCGGGCCGACCCGGAGACCCAGGGCCCUGAUGCCCACAGUCUGCCCUCUGCCCGGCUCCACCCGGAGAGCCAGGGCCCUGACGGCGGCCGGCCCGAACCCCCCGAACAGCCCCGCAGCCCGGAGGACCCGGCGCUCAGCCCGGCCGAGGAAGGGGGCGGGGAGCCGGACCCGGACGCCGUCAGCCCCGUGCCCCUGCCCCGGCGUGCCCUGCCCCGCAGCCUGUCCAUCGAGCACCUCUCCGACCUGUCCCAGCUGCUGCAGAGCCAGGAGGACGCGCCCGGCGACGGGGCGGCCGCCUCCAAGCGCCACGGCAACGCCCCCGGCUUCAGCAGCGCCGGGAUGAGGGGGCGGAGCCACUUCCUCGGCCACGCCCGCUUCUCGUCGGUGGACAGCUCCCGCCUGUCGGAGAGCACCGUCUUCUCCUCGCAGGAGGAAGAGGAGGAGGAGGAGGAGAGCUGUGUGUUUGUGUCUGACGCGCUGCCCGGCCCGGGGGGCCAGGAGGAGGGUAACGGGACAGACCGGGACCAGGAGGGGAGCCCCCAAAACAGCCCUGUGGCAGGACCCAGCAGCAGGGCCACAGGCUGUCCCCCGCCCUCCAGUCACCACCCCGUCAGCCAGCUUCCUGCCAUGCGACCCCACCCUCACCAUUACCCCACCGUGGACGAGCCGCUGCCCCCAAACUGGGAGGCUCGGAUUGACAGUCACGGGCGGGUGUUCUACGUGGACCAUGUGAACCGCACCACCACCUGGCAGAGGCCCACGUCCCCGGCCACGCCCGACGGCAUGCGGCGCUCCGGCUCCCUGCAGCAGAUGGAGCAGCUCAACCGCAGGUACCAGAACAUCCAGAGAACCAUGGCGACGGAGAGGACAGAGUCUGAGAGCGGGGGACAGACAGAGGCUGAGAGCGCAGGGCAGAGGAGUGAGACUGACUCUCCUCCACCGAUCGAGGUGCGGAGGGAAGCGAGCAGUCAGAAGGCCGCCCAGCAGCUGCAGUCCCCCGCGGUCAAGUUCAUCACCAACCCAGAGUUCUUCACCAUCCUCCACGCCAACUACGGGGCGUACCGGAUGUUCACGAACAGCACGUGUCUGAAGCACAUGAUCCUGAAGAUCCGCCGCGACGCCCGCAACUUCGAGCGCUACCAGCACAACCGCGACCUGGUGGCCUUCCUCAACAAGUUCGCCGACACACAGCUGGAGCUCCCGCGGGGCUGGGAGGUCAAGACCGACCCGCAGGGGAAGUCCUUCUUUGUAGACCACAACUGCCGCGCGACCACCUUCAUCGACCCCAGGAUCCCGCUGCAGAACGGCCGUCUGCCCAACCACCUGACCCACAGGCAGCACCUGCAGCGUCUGCGCAGCUACAGUGCAGGAGAGGCCUCAGAGGUGUCCCGGAGUCGAGGCGCCUCUCUCCUGACCCGUCCCGGGAACAGCCUGGUCGCCGCUGUGCGGAACCAGCACCAGCCAGAACCCGUCCCCCUCACGUAUAACGAUAAGAUCGUGGCGUUCCUGCGGCAGCCCAGCGUCUUUGAGAUGCUCCAGGAGCGGCAGCCCAGCCUGUGCAGGAACCACCCGCUGCGGGAGAAGGUGCAUUACAUCAGGACAGAAGGAGCUCACGGCGUGGAGAAGCUGUCAUGCGACGCUGACCUGGUCAUAUUGUUAAGCCUGUUUGAGGAGGAGAUCAUGUCCUACGUCCCCACGCAGUCCUUUCACCCCGGAUUCGCCUUCUCACCCCGCUGCUCGCCCGGAACGUCGCCCCAAAACUCCCCAGGUCUACAGAGGGCCAGAGCGCCCGCCCCCUAUCGUAGAGACUUUGAGGCCAAACUGCGCAACUUCUACAGGAAGCUGGAGGCCAAGGGCUACGGGCAGGGCCCAGGCAAAAUCAAGUUAAUCAUCAGCAGGGAGCACCUCCUGGAAGGGACCUUCAACCAGACCAUGGCCUACUCGCGGAAAGAGCUGCAGAGAAACAAGCUCUACAUCACCUUCAUCGGAGAGGAAGGGCUGGACUACAGCGGGCCGUCGCGGGAGUUCUUCUUCCUGCUGUCACAGGAGCUGUUUAACCCGUACUACGGCCUGUUCGAGUACUCGGCCAACGACACCUACACCGUCCAGAUCAGCCCCAUGUCCGCCUUCGUGGAGAACCAUCUGGAAUGGUUCCGGUUCAGUGGACGCAUCCUGGGCCUGGCGCUGAUCCACCAGUACCUUCUGGACGCCUUCUUCACCCGGCCCUUCUACAAGGCCCUCUUACGACUAGCGACCGACCUGAGUGACCUGGAGUACCUGGACGAGGAGUUCCACCAGAGUCUCCAGUGGGUGAAGGACAACGACAUCACCGACAUCCUGGACCUCACCUUCACCGUCAACGAGGAGGUCUUCGGUCAGGUGACGGAGAGGGAGCUGAAGUCGGGCGGGGCCAACGUCCAGGUGACGGAGAAGAACAAGAAGGAGUACAUCGAUCGCAUGGUGAAGUGGAGGGUGGAGCGAGGGGUGGUGCAGCAGACGGAGGCGCUGGUCCGCGGCUUCUAUGAGGUGGUGGACUCUCGCCUGGUCUCGGUGUUCGACGCCAGGGAGCUGGAGCUGGUCAUCGCCGGAACUGCAGAGAUCGACCUGAACGACUGGAGGAACAACACCGAGUACAGAGGGGGCUACCACGACGGGCACAUGGUGAUCCGCUGGUUCUGGGGGGCGGUGGAGCGCUUCAAUAACGAGCAGAGGCUGCGGCUGCUGCAGUUUGUGACGGGCACGUCCAGCGUGCCGUACGAGGGCUUCUCCGCCCUGCGCGGGAGCAACGGCCUGCGCCGCUUCUGCAUCGAGAAGUGGGGCAAGAUCACCUCCUUACCCAGGGCGCACACCUGCUUCAACCGGCUGGACCUGCCGCCCUACCCCUCCUACACCAUGCUGUACGAGAAACUCCUGAUCGCCGUGGAGGAGACCAGCACCUUCGGCCUGGAGUGAAUUCCACCCGAAACCC